Molecule: messenger RNA, 2763 nt
Organism: Neopelma chrysocephalum (saffron-crested tyrant-manakin)
Lineage: Eukaryota; Metazoa; Chordata; Aves; Passeriformes; Pipridae
Gene: MYEF2
Product: myelin expression factor 2
Exons: 17
Coding region: 1-1863 (620 amino acids)
Biological process (GO): regulation of mRNA stability involved in response to oxidative stress
Cellular component (GO): post-mRNA release spliceosomal complex; cytoplasm; nucleus
Molecular function (GO): mRNA binding
Source: RefSeq, a predicted model, not a curated record
AUGGCGGAGAGCGACAGGGUCGAGGCGGCCGCGCCGCGCAGGGCCGAGGAGGCGGCCGGGCAGCAGCCCCCGCAGCCGCAGCAGCAACAGCCGCCGCCGCCGCAGCAGCAGCAGCAGCCGCAGCAACAGCCGCCGCAGGAUGAGGAGGCGGCGGCGGCGGCCGCGGCGCCCGGGAGCGGCGCGGGCAGCGCUAAUGGCGUCAAAAUGGAAAAUGAUGAGACAGCAAAAGAGGGGAAAGCACCUGUGAAAGAGAAGUACGGUUCAAAAGCGAAGGCAAUCCCUUCUCUUGGAAACAAGAAUAGAUUCCACCCCUAUUCCAAGGAGAAGAAUGCAGGCUCUGCAGACAAGAAGGCUGUUAAUCGUAAUAGAGUUUUUAUUAGCAACAUCCCGUAUGACAUGAAAUGGCAAGCUAUUAAAGAUCUUAUGAGAGAGAAAGUUGGUGAGGUUACAUACGUGGAGCUGUUUAAGGAUGCUGAAGGAAAAUCAAGGGGUUGUGGUGUGGUUGAAUUCAAAGAUGAAGAAUUUGUUAAGAAAGCGUUAGACACUAUGAACAAAUAUGAUCUUAGUGGAAGACCCCUGAAUAUUAAAGAGGAUCCUGAAGGUGAACAUGCUCGUAGGGCAUUACAGCGUGGGGGAGGACAGUUUCCAGGAGGACAUGGACCUGAUGCAGCACCUGGAAUAAUGAAUUUACCACCUUCUAUUCUCAAUAAUCCAAACAUUCCUCCUGAAGUUAUCAGUAACUUGCAGGCAGGCAGACUUGGGUCCACUAUUUUUGUUGCUAAUCUUGACUUUAAAGUUGGCUGGAAGAAGCUGAAGGAGGUGUUCAGCAUUGCUGGAACUGUGAAGCGUGCCGACAUCAAAGAGGAUAAAGAUGGCAAGAGUCGAGGGAUGGGAACAGUUACCUUUGAACAAGCAAUUGAAGCUGUUCAAGCAAUAUCAAUGUUCAAUGGACAAUUCCUGUUUGAUAGACCCAUGCAUGUAAAAAUGGAUGACAAAUCAGUUCCUCAUGAAGAUUUUCGUGCUGUGGACAGCAAAAGCUCACAGUUACCUCGUGGUCUUGGUGGCAUUGGUAUGGGACUUGGACCAGGUGGACAACCCAUCAGUGCAACACAGUUGAGCAUGGGCGGUGGAAUGGGGAGCAUGGGUCCAGGAGGUAUGGGAAUAGACGGUCCAGGAUUUGGUGGAAUGAGUAGAAUGGGAGGCGGACUUGCUGGAUUUCGUGGAAUGGAAGGAAUGCCCAAUAUGGGAGGAUUUGGAGUCAACAGAAUGGGAGAAAUGUUCCGUGGUGGAAUGGGAGCAAACAUGGAAAGAGAAUUUGGUCGUGGUGAGAUGGCAUUGAACCGUGGUUUUGGAGAGUCUUUUGGAAGGAUGGGUGGUGCAAUGAUUGGUGUUUUUGCAGGAGGAAUGGGAGCACCUAGCAUGGGCCCAGUAAGAUCUGGAAUGAGUGGUGGAAUGGGUGGUAUGAACAGUAUGGCUGGAGGAAUGGGAAUGGAUCGGAUGAGCUCUGGAUUCGAUCGAAUGGGACCAGCCAUGGGUGGAGGCCUGGACAGGAACAUCGAUAUCGAUCGAGGGUUUGUGCCUGGCCCCAUGGGAAGUGGCAUAAGAGAGAGAUUGGGCUCUAAAGGCAACCAGAUAUUUGUGAGAAAUCUUCCUUUUGACUUGACCUGGCAGAAGCUAAAGGAGAAAUUCAGUCAGUGUGGUCAUGUAAUGUUUGCAGAAAUAAAAAUGGAGAAUGGAAAAUCAAAGGGCUGUGGAACAGUCAGAUUUGACUCACCAGAAUCUGCUGAAAAGGCCUGUAGGAUAAUGAACGGCAUAAAAAUCAGUGGCAGAGAAAUUGAUGUCCGCUUGGAUCGCAAUGCAUAAUUUAAAACUCUGUGUUCAGGAACAUUCCUAUGUCUUGUUUAGCUUCUCUAUCUUAGCAAGUCAUUUUUAGUAACAUUGUAUGCUUACAAAAGCUGUAAAAAGGAACUUUUAAAUCCCACCAGCCUUUAACAGUAUAGUGUUUAAUAUACUGUGAUACUUGUUAACUGAAUCUUACUAUGUUUGGUUUUUAAAGACAAUUUGCCUGAUUUUUGUUGUUUUUUUAGAGGCACUGAGCACCUGCAGGUCCCUGUUGACCGUGGAAGGUUUGGAUGCUCAGUGCCUUUGGAAAAUUAGGCCAAGUGUCUCUAGUCAUUCAGUUUAAAUGAAUGGUUAUACUGUUUUUAAUAAAAUAAGCCAUUUUCUCUGUUAAUCUCAAGACUGCAUAGUGGGAUUUAUUUAGUGUUUUCUGGUUUUUAUUUUUGCCCUCCAGUGUGUAUCAACAUUGUAAUGUAAAAAAGUAGAUGUCUUUUUAUUUUUCAGAAUUUUGGUUUUAUAUGUGUGUUGUAGUCAUACUGUAAUUCCUGACUCUAAAAGAAAGGGCUCCAGUUAGGCUGUGAUGUUUUUGUUCUUAAUAUUACUUUGAUGACAUGACUUAGUUCUGUAUAUAAGACUUAGAGCCCAAUGGGAGUUUGGAGUUGUUUUUUUUAUUUUAUUUUAUUUUGACUAAAUGAAGAAACUGAUCUUUUCCUCCUGCUUUAAUUUUUUUCAUCAGUAUAAUCACUGAUUAAAACUAGUUACCACAGACCCUUGUAGGAUUGUUUCCUAUGAUGCCAAGUUCGUAUAAAAUUGCUAGUACAGUAAAUACUAAGUACAGUACAAGACAAAUGGUUCCCAGUUUUUUAUCUAUUUUCCAGCCAUUCAGGUGAACUGCCAGAAAAAUAAAAACAACAGAACAGAUAA